AUGGCUGAAGAACAAGUUGAUAUCCCACAAGAAGAAAUCGUGGAAGAAGAAUUCGAGGUUGUUCAAGAACCAGUUGAAGUUAAAUUUGUUGAAUUAGCUACUCCAAUCCCAGAAGAAGUUCAACAAGCUCAAGCUCAAAUUAAAUUAUUCAACAAAUGGUCAUAUGAAGAUGUUACCGUUAAAGAUAUCUCUUUAACUGAUUACAUUCAAAUCUCAAAACCAGUUUUCGUUUCCCACACUGCUGGUCGUUACGCUGCUAAAAGAUUCAGAAAAUCUCAAGCUCCAAUCAUUGAAAGAUUAACUAACUCUUUAAUGAUGAACGGUAGAAACAACGGUAAAAAAUUAAAAGCUGUUAGAAUCGUCAAACACACUUUAGAAAUCAUCAACGUUUUAACUGAUCAAAACCCAUUACAAGUUGUUGUUGAUGCUAUUGUUAACACUGGUCCAAGAGAAGAUUCUACCAGAAUUGGUUCAUCAGGUACCGUUAGAAGACAAGCUGUUGAUGUUUCUCCAUUAAGAAGAGUUAACCAAGCUAUUGCUUUAUUAACCAUUGGUGCUAGAGAAGCUGCUUUCAGAAACAUCAAAACCAUUGCUGAAUGUUUAGCUGAAGAAUUAAUUAACGCUGCUAAAGGUUCUUCAACUUCUUAUGCUAUCAAAAAGAAGGAUGAAUUAGAACGUGUUGCUAAAUCUAACCGUUAA
This is a messenger RNA of Hansenula ciferrii, 699 nucleotides long. RefSeq names its product 40S ribosomal protein uS7 (gene RPS5). The record is from RefSeq and is a predicted model, not a curated record. Gene Ontology annotation, cellular component: cytosolic small ribosomal subunit; ribosome. The transcript has a single exon. The coding region runs from base 1 to 699 and encodes 232 amino acids. Gene Ontology annotation, biological process: ribosomal small subunit assembly; translation. Gene Ontology annotation, molecular function: mRNA binding; structural constituent of ribosome; rRNA binding. Lineage: Eukaryota; Fungi; Ascomycota; Saccharomycetes; Phaffomycetales; Wickerhamomycetaceae.